Messenger RNA from Chiloscyllium plagiosum (whitespotted bambooshark), 2330 nucleotides. NCBI's taxonomy places the organism in Eukaryota, Metazoa, Chordata, Chondrichthyes, Orectolobiformes, Hemiscylliidae. The record is from RefSeq and is a predicted model, not a curated record.
AUGGAGUACCCUAAGUGUGACUGUGGAAAACCUCCUGUUUUGGAAAAUGGCUCACCGGUUAAUCCUCUGACCACCUUUCCUGUGGGUACAAAUAUUACUUAUAAGUGUAACCCAGGAUAUUUGUUUCAGGAAGGAGGUUCAAAACUUAUUACCUGCAGGAAAGAUGGAACUUGGUCUCCCUUGCGUGCUGUCUGUGAACCAUUAAAUUGUGGUAAUCCUGGAGAGAUUCUGAAUGGAUAUUAUAAUGCGUCCGAAGGUACUACUUUUGGAAGAGAAGUUGUAUUUUAUUGCGAUGAAGGAUUCCGCAUUGUUGGAACAAAUUUCCGGAUUUGUAAAGCUGAUGGUUGGAGUGGCCAGGUUCCAACAUGUGAAAUUGUCCAGUGUCCUGAACCUCCCCGUAUUUCUAAUGGGACAGUUUCAUCAUCUGACAGUGACUCCUGGCCAUUUGGAAGUAUCGCAAGAUAUUCAUGUCUUGAUGGUUAUUCAUUAAUUGGUGAAGAAACCAUCACCUGUACAGCGACUGGAGAAUGGGAUAAGGAUCCACCAAGGUGUCAAGGUGACUGUGGAAAACCUCCUGUUUUGGAAAAUGGCUCACCGGUUAAUCCUCUGACCACCUUUCCUGUGGGUACAAAUAUUACUUAUAAGUGUAACCCAGGAUAUUUGUUUCAGGAAGGAGGUUCAAAACUUAUUACCUGCAGGAAAGAUGGAACUUGGUCUCCCUUGCGUGCUGUCUGUGAACCCUCCAAUCUAGUUACCACUCUUGCUACUACUCAUACUGGUGGAUGUGAAAGACAUAUUGGUCAACAACUUGGACUGCUCCUCAUCCUGGGUCUCACAGCAGCAUUUCUGACCUAAAAAGCAACUGAACCAAAGCACUUUUUUGGUUGAUGUACUUAUCUUUAUGCUCGGCCUUUGCACAGUAUUUGUGGGAACCAAUCUCUAAAUUUUAAUUUUACACUCAAACUAGUGGAGUAGAUGAUAUACUGCGAAACUCAGUUCCUGGAUGCAGAUGAGAGAAAUAUUUGACUAGCCUUGUUCAUAACAACAAUGAUUGCACCUGACGCAAGGUUAAUUUGUACACUGUAUUCCUUAAGUUAUCUCAAAUCAUAAGCUAAUGUUAACCUUCCAGAACUGUACAUUAAUAUCUACUAAAGUGCAGCUAAUCUGAAUUAACUUCAAAAUAAUUUGCUUUGAUAAAUUUCAAUCACUGAGUAUUGAUUUCUGUACAAUAUGUAAAAAUCUGUAGUUGAUUCAUCACUUUAAUUUCUCCCCCCUCAUUCAAUUAUCAUUGAAUGUGAUGAAAGCAUUCAUAAUGUCAUCUAUUUGACUGGUUUGAGGCCCAAUCCACUUCCAAAGGUGUAUUUUUUUUAAAAUUGGAAUUAAAUUGGCAUUCAUUUUUAAAACAUUUUUUCACUUUGCUGACUCACCAGUCAUGAUGCAACUGUUUGACAUCUAAAAUAGAAAACUUUAAAGCCAACAGUAUGAGCAUACUCCAAUGCACGUAGACAUGGACAAGUAUUUGAAUUGUUUUUUUUUGUUUUGAAAUAUCUACCUUUUCUGCUUUUCUUUUCUUAAAGAAAGGCAAAAUGAGGACCGUGUGUUUCUUCACCUCAAAGAACCCGACCAGAUUUUUAUUGUGGAUCUAGAUAUUUCAAGAAUGUUGCAUAAAGUAAUAAAUUGACUAUUGUGCACAUCUUCAAUCUAUUUUCACAUGUAAGAAAGAGACUCGUUUGAAGCACUUUUUUGUUCUUUUGAACAGCCAAUUAACUCAAACAAUUGUUUACAAAACACCAAAUAUAUAUUUUUUUUCUCUCUCCUUGGACUUUUUAAACACGAGAAACUACCAGAUUAAUCUUUUUUGGAUUGCCUUGUAACAGAGUUUUAUCACUUUAGUUCAACAGCUAUUUGAUCUUCACAUUCUUGUUUUGCUUCAGCAGAGAAAAUGUUAGAUUUUUUGUGCUUAAUUGUUAACUUUGAAAAUGGAAUGUUAGAUUCAGUUCUCUGCACCAGAAUCAACAGUAAAAGAUGCAUUAGUAAUCUUGUAUUUUGGUUCAGGAUUACAUAAAACAGCAACUUGGAAACUUUAUAUUAGAAAGUAUUGAACCUGAAUCAGAAUAAGUGAAAUCAGUUACAAUUUACUUGCUGCAUUUCAGGUUUUGUGAUUUUUGGAGAAAUUAUUUUUCAUUUUUUUGCACUGACAAUUAAUUUAUUUUGCAGGGCUUAUGACCCUUGUUUUCAAAAAAAUAUGGCUACUAAAUAAGAUUAAUUUUGCCUAAAUUGUGAUGUUUUAUACCGACAAAUGUUUCAAAGUAAAUCUUUAACUUAUUAAA